Mobula hypostoma (lesser devil ray) is the source of this 7226-nucleotide messenger RNA. RefSeq names its product sortilin-related VPS10 domain containing receptor 2 (gene sorcs2). The coding region runs from base 431 to 3916 and encodes 1161 amino acids. Gene Ontology annotation, molecular function: protein binding. Lineage: Eukaryota; Metazoa; Chordata; Chondrichthyes; Myliobatiformes; Myliobatidae. The transcript is spliced from 27 exons. The record is from RefSeq and is a predicted model, not a curated record. Gene Ontology annotation, cellular component: membrane.
UGUUACCGAAUGGCAUUUGUAGGAAGCAAGAAUCAGACCGAGAAAAAUUUCAUUAAUCUGUACCCAAACUUUUCAAUGUUAAGAGACUUAUAGCAAGUUGCUAGUUAGGUAUUUUUAAACGGAUACACAAAAGACUGCCAUUACCUAGCUGGCAAUAACUUGGGAAAUUUCAUAGUUUGAUUUCCAACUGCCCCACUUAAAAUCUUAACUUCUAUAAAUUAUAAAGUACUGGACGAAAACCAAAAAAAACAUUUUUUUCCCUGGCGGAUUUUGAACGGUGUUUGCUGGCAACUGCAGGAUAAUCUUGGCAGGUUGUCCAAAGGCGAGAAGCGAGCACAGGGGGUACCCAGUCUCCGCGUUGCGGUCGGAGCAGCGCGGGAAGCCUCCAGCAGAUGGCGCUGCUCGCCCGGCCGGCCGAGUGUGCGAUUGAAUGAGCGCAAGGGGAAACGGGCUCUGCGAGCGUUUAAGUGCGCUGCCGUUCCACCCUCUCCCUCUCUGUGUGUCUGUCUGCCUGCGUGCGGGAGGCAGGCUGAGACUCUGCCCUGCGGUUGGGAUGCCCGCUUGCCUUCCCCACAGCUCCACAAGCAUGGCAGUCUCGGCGAGGCGCAAGGGCAGUGCCCAGCCACGGGGCUACCUGUGGCUCUGCAUUUGCUGCGGGCUGUACCUUCUGCCGUCCGUUCUGUCUGCGGCCGGGCUGAGCCCAGCGGGCGCCCGCAUCGUGCGGCAGCCGCACGGCGGCGGCGGCGAGGGAGCCGGCCGGCUCGGCGAUCACACCCGGGAGAAGCGGUCGGCUCCGCGGCAGGACGCGGCUCUGCUCAGCACCUCGUUCAUCCUGCGAGGAGACGCUUCGCACAACCAGGCGAUGGUGCACUGGACGGGAGAGAACAGCAGCGUGAUCCUGAUUCUAACCAAGUUGUUCGACUCGGGUAUGGGGAAAGUUUUGGAAAGUUCUUUGUGGAGGUCCUCAGAUUAUGGAACUACCUAUAUAAAACUGAACUUGCAGUCUGGCACCACCAACAUAAUUACCAAUUUCUACAUUUGCCCUGCCAACAAGAAGAAGGUCAUUCUUGUGAGUUCAUCAAUGAAUGAUCGUGAUCAAAGCCUCUUUCUGAGUACCGAUGAGGGAGCGAACUUUCAAAAGCAGCAAAUUUUCUUCUCUGUGGAAACUCUGGUGUUUCAUCCAAAGGAACAAGAUAAAUUGCUCGUGUACAGCAAAGAGGGGCGACUGUAUUUUUCUGUUGACCUUGGAAAGAAAUGGGAGUUACUGCAGGAACGCGUCACAAAGGAGCGAUUUUAUUGGUCUGUACCCAGAGUUGAUAGUGAUCCUGAUUUAGUUCACAUGGAAAUUCAGGACAGCAGUGGAGCUUUUCUUUAUAUCACCUGCCAAAUUACAAACUGCACAGAAAAAGCUCUGAAAACCCGUUUCCCUGGAAAUAUAGACCAGAAUUCGCUGCUUGUCAAUGAUGACUACGUUUUUGUUCGGGCAACCUUUGGAAAUCGGACAAAAUAUUUUGUUUCUUAUCGACGGGCUGAGUUUAUUCAGAUGAAAUUACCCAAGUAUGCCUUACCAAAGGACAUGCAGAUCAUCAGUACAGAUGAAAAUCAGGUGUUUGUGGCUGUCAAGGAAUGGCAUCAGACAGACACAUACAAUCUCUACUUGUCAGACCCAAAGGGCGUGUACUUCACUCUCGCUCUAGAGGAUGUCAGAAGUACCAAACAACCAGAAGAAAACGUUAUAAUCGAUAUUCAUGAGGUACAAGGAGUUAAAGGAGUUUUCCUGGCAAAUAAAAAAGUAAAUGGUAAAGUGAAAACUUACAUCACUUACAACAAAGGUCGUGAUUGGCAGUUAUUGACUCCACCUGCAACUGAUAUGAACGGCAAGCCAACCAACUGUCACCUGCCGGACUGCUCUGUCCACCUGCACCUGCGCUGGGCUGAUAACCCUUAUGUAUCAGGCACUGUUCACACCAAAGAUACUGCACCAGGACUUAUUAUGGGAGCAGGAAACUUGGGCGCCCAACUGGUUGAAUAUAAGGAAGAUAUGUACAUAACCUCUGACUGUGGCAAUACAUGGAGGCAGGUAUUUGAGGAAGAACAUCACAUUCUGUACCUCGAUCAUGGUGGUGUUAUUGUCGCCAUCAAGGACACCUCAAUCCCCCUAAAGAUACUAAAAUUCAGUGUAGAUGAAGGAUAUACUUGGACAACACACAAUUUUACCAGCACUUCGGUCUUUGUAGAUGGACUCUUGAGUGAACCAGGGGAUGAAACACUCGUUAUGACGAUCUUUGGUCACAUUAGCUUCCGCUCAGAUUGGGAACUGGUAAAAGUGGACUUCAGACCAUUGUUCCGCAGACAAUGUUCACCCAAUGACUAUGACUCCUGGGACCUAAUGAAUCAGGAUGAGCAUUGCAUCAUGGGAGAGAAGAGACAGUUCCGCAAGCGAAAAGUAUCGUCAUGGUGCAUUAAGGGGAAGAACUUCACUUCAGCCCUUUUGUCAAAACCUUGCCAGUGCACAGCAUUUGACUUUGAAUGUGAUUAUGGAUUUGAGCAGCAAAAUAGUGGUAGAUGUGUCCCUGCAUUUUGGUACAACCCAGAUUCCCCUUCUGAGGACUGUAAGUUGGGACAGUUAUACACCAGAAGCUCUGGUUACAGGAAGGUGGCACUCAACCUCUGUAAAGGUGGUUUGGACAAAAGGCAAGGUUCCAUGCAGCUCCGAUGCCCACUAAUGGCUCCCAGAGGGCUCCGUAUAGUCACAAAAGGAGAAAGGCUAGCAGUCAACCCUGGCGACGAUGUUACAUUCUUGAUAUCUCAGAGUCAGGGUGAUACAUUAAACACAACAUAUCAGGUGAAUCUUGGAGAUGGAUUUAAGGCGAUUUAUGUCAACCGCACACUGGUGGAUGAACCAAUUCAACACAGAUAUGAGAAACCAGGAAUCUACCGUGUCUCUGUCAAAGCAGAAAACAUUGCAGGCUCUGAUGAAGCCAUGGUUUACAUUCAGGUGAACUCUCCAUUGCAGUUUGUGCAUCUGGAGGUACUGCCAGUUGUCCGUAGAAAACAGCAAGUGAACCUGACAGCGUUAGUGCAGCCCAGUAACUCCAACCUUACAGUCUUUCAGUGGUGGCUGGGAGAUAGCCUUGAGCCUCAUCUCACUCUGGAAAACAGUUUAAUAACCAGCUUUAGUGAGAACAGUCAGAUUAAAGUCACAGUCCAGGCUUCCUGUGGUAGUUCCAUGGUUCAGGACUCGAAGGUGGUGAGGAUAUUUGAUCAGUUGGAAGUCCUGCCUCUGGAGUUUUCUCAGAACAUCGAUAGUUACAACCCUAAUGUGCCAGAAUGGAGAGAAGAUAUUGGACACGUUAUAUCAAGGAUUUUAGCAGAGACAACAGGUAUCCCUGAGGAAUUACUGCUGACAGUGGUCAGAAUAGGUUUACCCACCACAGCAGAACUAUACCUGCUCCCGCCACUGGAAAAACCAAAGAGGAAAAGGAGCACAGCCACUGACAAGGGGAUUGAAUCUUUAAUAGAAGCUCUGACAGAAAACCAAGUCAAAAUUUCUCUGAAACCAGGGGUUGAAGUGACUGUUACACUGGCAGAUUACAGAGCCGUUUCCCAGAAGAGCAUUGGAGGAAAAGGCCUGUGGGUUAUAGUGGUUAUGUUCGUGUUGUGCCUGUUAAUCGUUGGCGCUUUCAUUUUGCACAAGUUGAAAAGGAAGAUACCUGGGCGGAAUGUUUAUGCUCAAAUGCAUAAUGAAAAGGAGCAGGAAAUGACUAGUCCCGUCAAUCACAGUGAAGACACACAGAACAUCAUCCAAGGGGAAGAGUAUAUUGAUGAUGAUUUGGAUUCCCAGACACUAGGUGGACACUCUGCUGUAGUUCUCAGCAUCAACUCCCGGGAGACACACAAUUAUUUGAGCAGCUGAUGUUUGCUCCGGAUGAUUGAUUAAGACUCGGCUCCAUUUUAUUUUGUUCCUGGGGAUGAGAGGAAGUGAGGCGGUGAAAUGAACUUCAGUGUGCUGAUGGGACAGUGGGCAAACUUGCCUCCAAGAAUUACUAAGUCUUCAAAUCAGUAUUAGUGUGUUAAAGACACCCUUACAGAGAGAAUGGAUUCACUAGUCAGACCCCUGAAGCUCUCUCUGCCACGCCAAGACCUGUAUCCUCCUGUGAAUGAGCCCUGCCAGGAAGAAGAGCCCUGCCUUCAAUAAGUUGUUAUUUGAAUCUCUCCCUUUCCCCCUCUUGCAUCCUAUCAGAGAAAAGAAAAUCAUAUUGCAUAGUAUUUUCAUGGUUCCACUAUUUCCAUUCCACUCUAAUAUUUUUACAUCUAAAUUAAUUUUUUGAAGCGUUUUUAUAAAAAAGUAAAUAUGUCCUUAAUCUUUACUCAGAUUGUCAAUUUAAUUAUAUCAAACAUGCAAUUUUUAUCUCCACCACCUUUAAGAGAACCUGUCAAUUAACAGGAAGAAAAUUACACAUGUUUUCAGUGGACCUACGAUCCACCUUCCCAGAUGAGACCUUUCACAAGAUUGUAUAAAAAUUUAGCUUGUCAGUUUCUAGCUCAUUCUUAUGCUCCAUUAAUUAUUCAUGAAUUUUAAUUAAUUCAAUUAAUUUCCACAUUUUUAAAACUUUCCUUGGAAUCUGCAAUAACUGGUUGAAGUUGAAUGAUUUGUACUGUCUGUAGGUGAAAGAGCAGGAGAGUGAGGCUCUCUGGAUGGCUCAUUUCGAAGUACUGCCACAGGCAUACUGGGCUGAUAGACUCCUAAUAUUAUGUAUGAUCAUGUAUGUUGGUUGACUGCCCCCUCUUGUUCCUAAUUUUUCUACACUGAGAUGUGAUACACCAGUGAAGCAGUUAAUAUGAUCUUCUCUGAUAUUAACUGUAUUAACAUUUUUAUAAUGCUUUUCAAAUUAAUUCUCGCUGUUUGGUGAGUAUGCAGUGUACUGUAGACUGUUGCUAAAAGCAAUAGUAUUAGAAAUAACCAAACUUGAAGGGAUCCCUGGGGGAAUGUCCCAUUAUUUUCACUGUCAGCAUAUUUAAACAUUACAGGUGAAAGUGAAAGGUGUUUUUCACAUGUUUUUAAGAGUGCAGUUGUUAAUAUAAGUGUGUUGUCUAGUGUACUAUCAGUCCUUGUGGCAUUGAAAAAUCUAGUCCAAAAGAUCCUGCAGUGGAGCCUGUUUUAUUUAACAUUAAUUAUAUGUGCAUGUCCAUUAAUGGUUUUUUCAACAUCAUAUGCAAAUUUCCACGUGUAUUUGGGCUGAAAUGGCUGGCCACCUGAUAUUCUCUCAUUAUGUCACUGUGUAGUUGUCUUUUCCAUUUCAUUUUGCCAUGCCAUUUUGUGACCCUUGUAGACAUACUAGCUGAAACAAGUGAAAACUAUUUUUCACUUACAUUUCUAGAUAUUGUGUUAUACUCUGCAUUCCAUCGACAUUAUAACCAUAGGGUUCACUUUUUGGUACUAGAGUUAUUAUGUUACUACUAAUGUCCCUGUCUAAAAAUGUCUUCUUGAGUUGCCUAUUUUCAAAUUAUUGUAAUUAUUACUAAAUCUCUCUUCCUCCUUGGGCAUUUUCUACUACUGCCCUGCCAUGAUCAGUCUGCUCUCAUUGAAGAUCCCACUUGAUCUACUAUCCUUAAUUCACAGUAAAUUUAUUAUCAAAGUACAUAUAUGUCACCAUAUACUACCCUGAAAUUAAUUUUCUUGCAGGCAUUCACAGAAAAUACAAAGAAACACAGUAGAAUCAAUGAAAAACCACACACAAGACAGAUAAACAGCCAGUGUACAACAAAUUGUGCAAAUACAUAAAGAAAGAGCACAAACAAAAUAAUAAUGAUAAGUAGGCAAUAAAUAUCAACAACAUGAGAUGAAGAGGUGAAGACAAGAUGCUAUUGGUGACAGGUAUUGUAGCUGAGGGUUUGCGAAAGUAGAAACAGGAGUGAAUAUGAAUAGCUCUGUCUGCUGCAGAGUUCUGUUGCAUGCUGAUUGACAGCAUCAGGACCGGUAAUUAUAUCUGACAACAGCUGGCAUGCUUUACUAAAGCCUCUCUGCUCAGAAGGGGAGAAAAUACAAGUAUCCUGACAUAGAAGUGUCUGCAGCAUCAGUUUUAGAUAUGCCUUGAGUGCUAUGUUUAAAUGAAACUUAGACUACCUUAUUCUUCUCAAUUGGUUGUUACUCCUGAAAGGUCUCUUAGCUCAUAGUCAUAUCUUUCAGUUAAGGAGAGUCAAAAGUUAAAAAGAAAGGACUUCCUCAUUGUGACAUUAGUAGUACUGACUGGCCAAGAGCAAAAUAUUCAGCUGAUGGAAAUCAAAAGGCUGGAAAUACUCAGCAGGUCAAGCAGCAACUAUGAAUUAAAAAAUAAAAGUAAUGUUUCAGGUGAUAGUUUUUAAUCUCUUGACUCACAUCCUAUCCAUUCUUUUGUUUGUUCCUUCCUCCACUUAGUCAUCAAACGUUGCUUAUCUCUCUCUAAGUCAGUUGUCUGACUUAAUGAAUGCGAUUGGCUCUUUGGACUGUCGUAGACUGCCCAGCUUUUGAAAAUCCACAGUACUGAGUCCUUUAGAAACGUCUUGAUUGAUGUCAUGUGGAUGUUAAACAUCAGCUGUAAAAGGACACUUUCAGAUAUUUGAUAUAGGUCUGGCAUAAGGCAUCCUUGAAGCCUCUCCAGUCCUGUCACAAAAUGUUCUCUAACUUGAUCCCAUUCAGUUGGAGGUUCCCUGUUGAUGAUGAUGGUAAAACCUCAACAAAGUUCAAUGUAAACUUUAUCAUCAAAGUAUAUAUAUGUCAAGAUACGCUACCCAGAGACAGCCAGUAUGCAAUUCCACUCUGCAGGAAUGACAGGAGUGUCCUCUCUGGAUCAGUUGCAUUUCUCUGGAUAAAAAUAUAGCACCAGGGUCUGCUUUCCCAAGGCUAAGGAGAGUGGGGGGGCACCGGAACCCAACUCUUGGUUGGAUUACAAACAUGAGAAGCGGAGAGAGUGGGAGGUUUGUGGGAAUAAGAGAUUGAAGUUUGGGAGAUGCAGGAGGUGGGUGCCUUGAGAUGGCCAGAUCACCUGGAAGAAGAGGUGGGGUGAAGGAAGCUGGACCGGUAGCAAAGGUGGUGGGAGUGUGGGGGUGGACACUGAGUUAUCCCGAUGGUGGGAGUGUGUGGGUGGACUCUGAGUUAUCCCGAUGGUGGGAGUGUGGGGGUGGACACAGAGUUAUCCCAAUGGUGGGAGUAUGGGGGUGGACACAGAGUUAUCCCGAUGGUGGGA